Molecule: messenger RNA, 1071 nt
Organism: Talaromyces atroroseus
Lineage: Eukaryota; Fungi; Ascomycota; Eurotiomycetes; Eurotiales; Trichocomaceae
Exons: 2
Coding region: 1-1071 (356 amino acids)
Biological process (GO): kinetochore assembly; mitotic sister chromatid segregation
Cellular component (GO): nucleus
Source: RefSeq, a predicted model, not a curated record
AUGAGCAUUGAUCAAGAGAGACUGGGGAAGAUCCGUGCCUUCGCUCACAGAGGACGCACCGUUGAAAGACAGUAUGAGGAGGAUCCUCUAAACGUUGACGCAAUUCAAUCAUACAACCGGAAGCUCGACGACACAAUUCGUUCUCUCCAGGAUCAUGUCCAGCGUCAGGAAGACGCAUUGCGACAGCUACGCGCCUCUAGGCAGGGUUUGAAGAUUACUAGUCGAGGCACGGAGCCAGCUGCUCGAUUGGCGCAAGUACGGCGAGUGAAGAAGGCUUACGACACUUUGCUGCAAUCCGAACCCGAUCUACCAGCACCAGACUCUCCAUUGCCAUGCCUGAUUGCCUUGAGGGAAACGUCGCGUGUGAUUUCGGAUAGCAAAGCUUCAAUCUCGAGUCUGCGGCAAACUUUGCCACGGGACCGUCAGCAACUCAAGGCCGAACGAGAGGAUUUCGAAGAUGCGAAACGCAUCCACGAUGGCCUUGAGACUCGCAUUCAACGCAUUCGCCACGAACAGCUGGAGAAAUCAGCCAAGGAUCCAUCCGAACUAGCUAGUGACCUUGUCGAUUCGAAGCGCAAGAGGGCUCGCGCAUUAAAAAAUUCGAGCACGAACCUGAAAGACGCUCUUGAUAAAUUCAUCGAUGAUCAUCUAGCACCGCAACUAGCAGCAGAGAAUUUAGGUGGCCCGAUUGUGGGGGAUGCCAUGGAUAUCCCCGAUUCCACAUUGGAAGCCGGAUAUACAUCUCACGGGAAACCCAAGAAGCCAAAGGGGACUACAACACGGCAUGGAGAUGAUGACGACGAUCCUAGACAGCAGCGUAUAGACAAUCUCUUUCGACGGCGGCAAGGAGGCGAGGAACAUGAGCAAGCAAUUACGAAUAAACGAGAGGCUGCAGCUGCAGCAAUGCAUGCUCUGGUAGACUCUUUACUCGAAGCUGGGACGUCUUACAUUGAUUUGCCACGAGAAAAUGCGGCGUCAAGGUUUCUGGUCCGGGCUAAAGUAGCGCAGCUUCAUCCACGCGAUGCACGAAGGAUUCGCUUGAUAGAUUUUGGACGAUCAUUUGAUGAUUAA